Danio aesculapii is the source of this 3106-nucleotide messenger RNA. RefSeq names its product transmembrane protein 41ab (gene tmem41ab). The transcript is spliced from 5 exons. NCBI's taxonomy places the organism in Eukaryota, Metazoa, Chordata, Actinopteri, Cypriniformes, Danionidae. The coding region runs from base 142 to 978 and encodes 278 amino acids. The record is from RefSeq and is a predicted model, not a curated record.
CUGUCGCAAUACAGUAAGUCCACGUACUUCCAUGAGCUGGAGACGUAACAUGUAUAAACUGCCCACCGACCGGGUCUGCUAUUUAACAGGUGUAGCAGCAAGUGCAGAAGGGUCGGUUUUAGACAGAUCUAUCCCGGGACUAUGCGCUCAAUAUGGGGUUUAAUCGCCUUGGUGGCCGCAGCAACUUUUUACUUAUAUCUGCUGUCUGCCUUCCUGCCGCCGGGUCCGCGUGCUAUUCGAGUUCACGACACGGGACCAGAACACACAGACGAUGAGGCGGAGGAGAAAGUGCUCAGGUUGAAGUUCCCAUCUGAUCUGGAGGAAUUGAGAGAACUAGCCGAACUUCUGAAGUUCUACAAGACAGAACACACAGGCUAUGUGUUCAUCCUCUUCUGCAGUGCCUACCUCUACAAACAGUCCUUCGCCAUUCCAGGCUCAUCCUUUCUGAACAUGCUGUCAGGGGCUUUGUUCGGGCCAUUGCAUGGACUCAUCAUUGCCUGCACUUUGACUACAGUGGGUUCCACCAACUGCUACCUGCUGUCUCGCACGUUUGGCAAACGUCACAUUGUUAGGCUCUUCCCUGAGAAGGUGGCAAUUCUGCAGAGAAUGGUGGAAGAGAACAGGAGCAGUUUGUUUUUCUUCUUGCUCUUUCUGCGCUUCUUUCCCAUGACACCCAACUGGUUCUUAAACGUCACUUCUCCAAUCCUCAACAUCCCCAUCCCCAUAUUCUUCUUUUCCAUCCUCAUUGGUUUAAUCCCUUACAACUUCAUCUGUGUCCAUACGGGUGCCAUCUUGUCAGAGAUCAACUCUCUGGAUGACAUCUUUUCAUGGUCCACCCUGCUGCAGCUGCUGCUGAUCGCGUGUGUGGCGCUGCUUCCUGGAGCUCUGAUCCGACACUACAGUCAAGACCACCUUAAACUCCAUGGCCUAGAGCCCAACGGACACCAGAACAUCCUGAAUGACCGCAAGACUAGAUGACCCAAGGACAGACUGAAUAGGACACUGUGUCUGUUGAAAAAAGACUGAUCAUUGGCCUAGGGUCAAAGCCUUACAACGGAGAGUGGAAUUAAAAUGGACGUAAAUACUAAUUAUUAGUUAUCAGAUGCUAAAGUGCCAAAGAAGAGAUUGUUAAUGUCUUAAUGGAGGAUACACUCCAACUGCUGACUUAUUACAUACAGUAUACAUCACUGGAAAUUGCCUAAUUUUAUAGAAAAAAAAUUCAAGACAGCUUACAGUUUUGAAGAGCUUUAAGUUUUUUAUUGAAGAAAACAAGAUUUAGUUAUGUUUGUUUUUAUGCUAAGGCUUUAUUUAUUUGUAGCAUCUGUAAAUACCUAUAAAUUUCAUGUGUUUUGUAUAGUUUACACAAUUAACAAAUGUGAACUAAUAUUUUCCCCUAAACAUUUACAGUUUUUUUUACAAUGGCUAUGACAGUUUUUUCAAUACAUUUAACAAUUUUGCUAAACUCUUAACGCACCAACACACUUAAAACACACAAUUGUCAAAACAGUUAAUUUCAUGCUCAAAAUCACACAUUGUACACUAAACCCUAAAACUAAUAUUCAAAAUACAAUAAUAAACUAACACAAUACACCAUGUCUAACAAAACAAUGCAAACAUGUUUCAAAAGCAAAUUAUUAACCUAAACACUAACACGUGUUCUCUUCCAACAGGAACAUUUAGUCAAUCAGAACACAUUGACAAUAAAAACACUAUCAUCUAUCAUCAACAGAAACUGCAUUAUUUUAUGUGUCAGCUCUGCCCUUAUAUUUUGUUUUGUUGGGUUUAGUAAAUGCAUAUUUUUUUUCUAUAUAUUGAAUAUAAUUAUAUAAAUUAUAUUUUGUUUCAAAUUCAAUACAAAAAAUUAGCAACCAUCUCAUAGUAGCUUUAUAAAAUGUAAAUGUUUAUGUAAAAAAAAUUAAAUAAAUACAGACACAGAAUUGCUGCAGUACAGACUCUAUUUGCAAAAGGACAUUACUGCGAGAUAUACAAACAGAAAAAGCACCGCAAUUAUAAUAAAAAACAAAGUAAUUUUCUAUUAUGCCCUGGCUUCUGCAUUUGCCUGGCUUCUUCUUCUCUGGCCCGGCACAGUAACUGUGGCCCUUUGGCCUAAUAUAUUUCUCCUACAGCGACGCCUUUUCACCAAGUUGAAGCCAGCCUCGUCAACAUAGAUAAUUUCAUGUGGGACUUCAUUGACCUCCAACUCCAUGACUCUCUGAAAGUAAUUAGACACAGUGUAUGUAAAUGCUGUACUGUACUGUAUAUCUACUGUAUGUACUAAUGAACUUCAAGUUUAUAGUUUACUGCAAAACACACUGUAUAUAGUACAGUAAUGACUGUAUUGCAUAACCUUACCAAGACGUAUUGGUGUUGGAGUUCUUUGAUGCACUCACUGUUCCUUUCAAAAACCUCGAGUCCUCUUUUAGAACAUACAGUAUGAUCAUGUGAUUGGAAAAACCUCAACACAUGAGUGUGUUUUCUAGCUGGGAAUGAGCUGUGAUAGAUAUAUAUCCAUUUAUAUUUACAUGUGAACACCUUGGUUUAACCGCUUAAAAAAAGUCAAAGAGUUCAUUUGUAGAUAAUAUCUCCCUAUUCUGACUUGUUUUUUUUUUUUCAGAAUUGCUACUUUGCUUUUUUUUGGCAAAAUAAGAAGCUGCAAAACUGUGAAAUGUAAAAUCUGAAUUUUGAGAAAGUCAGAACUGCAAUAAGACAUAAUUCUGAGCUUUUCAUUUUAAAAUUGUGAAGCAAAAAUUUCCAAUUACUACAAUUGUAAAAAACAGGCUUGAUAAUUAUAGUCCUGCUGUACAUAUCACUAGAGCCCCAGUGCACUUAAAGCUUUUAAAAAGCUUUAAAUAUUUAAAAUAUAAAAUAUUUUAUAAGUGAUUUUUACAGACCUUACCCACACAUUUUCCGUAGGCAACAUGAUGUUCAUUCAUUUGCAGUUUGUUUGUGAGGCUUAUUUGACAUCCUUUGAAAAAAAAAUGUAAUGUGCAAUUCUAAGAACUGCAUGAACAGGUGCUACGUGAUUAAUAAGCACAGAACCUCUGUUAGGGCCUUGUGCUUUUUAAAGUUAGCUAAAGCUGGAAAAAUAAAUAUGUCUUAAUGCAUA